Molecule: messenger RNA, 759 nt
Organism: Phytophthora sojae
Lineage: Eukaryota; Oomycota; Peronosporomycetes; Peronosporales; Peronosporaceae
Product: chloroperoxidase
Exons: 1
Coding region: 1-759 (252 amino acids)
Molecular function (GO): peroxidase activity
Source: RefSeq, a predicted model, not a curated record
AUGGUCUCGUUCGUCAACUGCAUCGUCGCCGCCGCCGUCGCCGUCGCCACCUUCACGACUCCAAGCGCAGCCACUCUCGACGUGAACGAGCUGGCCGAAGGAACGUACUUCAAGCCCUCGGGCCGCUACGUCUCGGGCGUCGUGGGCGCCACGACCCCGUUUCGCCGCUCGCCGUGCCCCGCGCUCAACACGCUGGCCAACCACGGCUACCUGCCGCGCAACGGCCAGAACGUGACCAAGGCCGUGCUGGGGCCCGCCGUCAUGUCGGUCUACAACUUGGGCGAGGACGCCACGGCCACGCUGCUGGCGCUCGUGCCCGACUCCUUCUCGCUCGACUACCUGGCCACGCACAACAUGAUCGAGCACGACGCGUCGCUCAUCCACAACGAUGAAUACUUCGGCGGCGACCCGGCCGCGGUGAAUCUCACGCUGGCCGAGCAGCUGCUCGCGCGCGGCCAGACCAGCGGCACGCUGGGCGUCACGGAGCUCGGGGCUGCGCGCAAGGCCCGACUCGCGGACAGUCUGGCCAUCAACCCCAACAUCACGUUCGGCACGACGCAGCAGACGCUGGCCUUCCUCGAGGCGUCCAUUCUGCUGCUGGGCUUCGGUUCCAAGACCAAUGAGAGCGUGGCGGUGGACACGGCCCGCUCUUUUCUGGUGGACGAGAAGAUCCCGGACGGAUGGGUCCGCGCGUCGAGCGCGAUCAGCGCCACCGAUGCGCGCACCACCGCUGCGAAGAUCGCCGCGGCCUCCGCUUGA